AUGAGCACGGAUCUAGAGCGCAUGUCGCUCAACUCGUCCUCGGCGAACUCCGUGGGCUCCACCGGCCGCUCGCUGUCGGCCAACGUGAAGAAGCUGCACAAUGCGCUUAACCUUCUGCUCAACGACUUCGAGCGGGAGCAGUUCAUCCACUGCCUCAACGUGUACCACUCUAAGCGCAACGUGUUCGACCUGGUCCAAACUCUUAAAGUCAUCCUCAACGCACCGAGUAAACGCCAGCUGCUUCCAAUGCUGCGGCUGGUUAUCCCGCGGUCGGACCAGCUUCUGUUCGACCAGUACACUUCGGAGGGCCUCUACUUGAAGUCGGACGUGCUGGCGAGCAACGGCAAUCCCGAAAGCCUCGGGGAAACUGCGAACGCAAACCUAACCCCGAUCCCUGUCGGGCACCUGUCUGUUCAGCCGGCGCAGCCUCACGCUCACGCCGCGCCGAGAGCGUCUCCGGAUAGUUUCAGCACCAGCAGCGAAGGAACAGCUCCCUUAGUGCCGCUCCUGGGAAGGGGUUUCCUGCAGGAGCCUCCUGGCGAGAUCCGACAAGUGUCUCUCAAGCGCAACAAGAGCAACGAGGGCUUGGGUUUCAGUAUUCGCGGCGGCUCGGAGCACGGAGUCGGGAUCUAUGUGUCACUGGUGGAGCCGGGGUCCUUGGCCGAAAAGGAGGGCCUAAGGGUCGGGGAUCAGAUUCUUAAAGUCAACGACAAAGUGUUCGACAGAGUCACGCACGCGGAAGCGGUGAAGGUCCUGAAAGGCAGUAAGAAGCUUUCGCUGUCAGUGCGCUCCGUGGGCCGGAUUCCAGGGGGUUAUGUCACCAACCAUGUGUACACCUGGGUGGACCCACAGGGACGCAGCGUGUCCCCACCCCCGGAUCUGCCAGAGCAUCGGAGCGCCACCCUACGCCGCACCGACAGCCAGAGGCGGAGUCACAUGCAGCUGCUGCAGGAGGGAGAUGAGAAGAAGGUGAACCUGGUUCUGGAUGAUGGCCGCUCCCUGGGGCUGAUGAUCAGGGGAGGGGCAGAGUACUCUCUGGGCAUCUACAUCACAGGGGUGGACCGUGGAUCUGCAGCAGAGUGUGGAGGACUCAAGAUCGGCGACCAGAUCCUGGAGGUGAACGGCCGCAGCUUCCUCGGCAUCCCCCACGACGAGGCCGUGCGGGUGCUCAAAUCCUCGCGCCACCUGAUGAUGACGGUGAAGGACGUGGGCCGCCUCCCGCACGCGCGCACCGUGGUGGGAGAGACCAAGUGGAUCAGCAGCUCCCAGAUCGCCGACAGCUCGGCCAGCAGCAGCGUGGCGGGUUUGUCUAUGGAUCAAGGUGCUUCAGCAGUAGGAAAGACGGUGUUCUACAAGGGCGUGGCUGGCUCCCAGGUAACCCUGUCCAGCCUGGUGAACCAGCCGCGGGCCAUGCUGGAGGAGCAGGCGCGCCACCUGCUGACCGAGCCGGAGAGACAGACCAUGGGCUACUACCUGGAGGAGUACCGGGACGGCCACAUCGGCGUGGAGCAGCUGGUCAUGGCCCUGUUCGAGCUGCUCAACACCCACGCCAAGUUCUCCCUGCUGUCUGAGGUGCGAGGUCUGGUGACCCCCCAGGAUUUGGAGCGCUUUGACGGGCUCGUGCUGCGCCGCGAGAUCCAGGCCCUGAAGGCCCGGCAGGGAGGGGCGGCCCCUCUUAACCACGACUCCUUCUCCAUGGUCUCCUACCCCGACACCCUCACCUCCUCCGCCAGCUACCUGACCUCCACCACCCUCAGCUCGGCGCGGGAGAGACUCCUCUGGUUGAUAGAUAUGAUGGAGAAUGAGAGCACGCUGGAAGGUAACAGUGAGGACCCACAGGAGUCUCUGGAUGGCCUGCCUGACAUUUCUCUGGACGAAGUGCAGUCCAGGGCCGACUCCCCUCCCUCCUUCAAACCCCCACCCCCCCCAGGGGCGCAGAGGCGCCCCAGCCGGCGAGAUCACCCCAAACGACCCUCCUCAGGGUCGAUCCAGUCAGGGCUGUAUUUUACCGCCCCGUCCCGCGUCUCCCACGACCCUCCCAUCCAGACUCACACAGUGUCAGACUCUCAGAAAAGGGAGGUAUCAGCCCCCCAGCUCUCCCUAGUGAACCAGCACCCAAUUGGGCCCUUCCCCCGAGUCCAGUCCCCAAGCAGGGCCAAACCUCCUCUGCCUUCCAGCACCCCGUCCCCUCCUCCACCCCCCUCACUCCCUGCCCCCACAGCCCCACCCACAAGCCCUGACAAGCCCAUCCCCUCCUCCCCUGCCUCCAAUCAGCACUUUGUUAUGGUGGAGGUGCACAGACCCAACGCCGAGCCAGACGUCAAUGAGGUCCGGCCACUUCCUCAAGCGAGAGGUACUACCCUGUCCCAGCUAUCGGACAGCGGACAGACCCUAAGUGAGGACAGCGGGGUGGACAUCGCUGAAUCAGGCAGGCUGAGCAAAGACAGCAGCCCCCGUCCCGCCAGGACGCGCCCCUCACGGGAGGCGCAGGGAGGGGAGGCUCUCUCCAAACCGCCUGGCUUAUUGGAGCCCACCUCCACCCUGGUGCGGGUGCCAAAGAGUGCCACCACCCUGGGCAUCGCCAUCGAGGGAGGCGCCAACACCCGCCAGCCUCUGCCUCGCAUCGUCACCAUACAGAGGGGUGGCUCCGCCCACAACUGCGGGCAGCUGAAGGUGGGUCAGGUGAUCCUGGAGGUGAACGGCGUGUCGCUGAGGGGGCGGGAGCACCGAGACGCUGCUCGCCUCAUCGCCGAGGCCUUCAAGACCAAAGAGAAGGACUACAUCGACUUCCUGGUCACCGAAUUCAAUGUUGCCCUGUAG
This is a messenger RNA of Megalops cyprinoides (Indo-Pacific tarpon), 2820 nucleotides long. It is a transcript of the gene whrna, whose product is annotated as whirlin a. Lineage: Eukaryota; Metazoa; Chordata; Actinopteri; Elopiformes; Megalopidae. The record is from RefSeq and is a predicted model, not a curated record. Gene Ontology annotation, cellular component: cilium; stereocilium tip; photoreceptor inner segment. Gene Ontology annotation, molecular function: protein binding. Gene Ontology annotation, biological process: sensory perception of sound; auditory receptor cell stereocilium organization. The transcript is spliced from 13 exons. Bases 1 to 2820 code for a protein of 939 amino acids.